CCCCCGCACGGCACGGCACGGCACGGCACGGGGCCUCGGAGCACCCGUGGGCAUCCAGCCCCGCCCCAGCCUGCGCCUCCGUGGGCACUGCCGCCCCCUGCACCCCCGGGGCCGCAGAUCCGUGUCAGCCCUCUUAGGCCGCCCCAGCGGUGCGUGUCGGCGCCCACCGGGCGGGACGGGGAGGUGGGCAAAGCGCAGCAGGCAGCAGCGGCCGGCGAGGAGGCAGGAGGGCAGCCCACCAUCUUCAGCAAGAUCAUCAACCGCACCAUCCCUGCCACCAUUCUCUAUGAAGAUGACAAGUGCCUCGUCUUCCGUGAUGUGGCCCCUCAAGCCCCUGUGCACUUCCUGGUGAUCCCCAAGCGCCCCAUCCCCCGGAUCAGCUGCGUGGGUCCACAAGACACUGAGCUGCUGGGGCACUUGAUGGUGGUGGCAGCACGCACGGCGCAGGCAGAGGGGCUAGCUGAUGGCUACCGCCUUGUGAUCAAUGAUGGAAAGCACGGCGCACAGUCUGUCUACCACCUGCACCUUCAUGUACUGGGGGGGCGGCAGAUGGGCUGGCCCCCUGGCUAAUGCCCACUAUCCACUUACUCCCCAAUAAAGCAUUUCCUUGGUGGUGA
This is a messenger RNA of Ficedula albicollis (Collared flycatcher), 617 nucleotides long. It is a transcript of the gene HINT2, whose product is annotated as histidine triad nucleotide binding protein 2. The record is from RefSeq and is a predicted model, not a curated record. Gene Ontology annotation, cellular component: cytoplasm; mitochondrion. The annotation marks the transcript as partial. The transcript is spliced from 5 exons. Gene Ontology annotation, molecular function: hydrolase activity. NCBI's taxonomy places the organism in Eukaryota, Metazoa, Chordata, Aves, Passeriformes, Muscicapidae.